This is a messenger RNA of Dictyostelium purpureum, 1035 nucleotides long. RefSeq lists its product as uncharacterized. Lineage: Eukaryota; Evosea; Eumycetozoa; Dictyosteliales; Dictyosteliaceae. The transcript has a single exon. The annotation marks the transcript as partial. The record is from RefSeq and is a predicted model, not a curated record.
AUGUAUGAUUCCCCACAUAAAUAUAUAAAUAAUAAAAAUGGUACAUUUAAUUUUAAGCAAGAGGAAAUAUUAGAAAUCGAAUCAAAUUCAAUUAAUAUAUCAAAUGAAUUAAUACAACUUCAGAACCCAGAAUAUGGAAAGAUAUUGCGUGUAUUUCUAUGGAAUUCAAUUGGUGAUGGUAAAAAAGGUUAUUCAGAGUGCCGAAUGAUGAUCAACCAAGAAAAUACUAGGGAUACUCAAUUUGAUUUAUAUGUUACUCAAGAGCCAGCGUACACAAAAGAAGAGAAUUAUUUAAAAUGUUUUAAUUUAACUGAAGAGAAAUAUCAAAUAACAUAUCCACCAGAUAGUAAAGAUCAGGUAGCAAUUAUUUUUAAUAAACAAAAGCUAUCUAUAGAUGAAGAUGGGCACAAAAACUCUUAUAAACUAAUAGAAGAAAGUAGAAAAAAGGAAAACAAUCAAGGCAUUGAAUACACUACACAGUUCCCAAAAUAUGGCCAAAAAAGAAUUCAAAUUGUUCAUUUUAAAAUACAAAACGAAAUUGACGAUAUGGAAGCAGAUGGUUGUUUAAAAUUAUGUGUAAUCAAUAUUCACUCAGUUCACAAUAAUUAUACAAUCGAAAAAAAAAAGACUUUUAUAUUAGAAUUUUUCAAAUUUGUAAAUUGGUAUAUAAACAAUAAGCUUGCUAAUGAACCAAUCAAGCUAUUGAUUCUCGGUGAUUUUAAUCUGGAUUUAAUUAAUGAAGAUAUUGAUCAGUUGGUAUAUGAUGAAAUUGGUUUAAAUUUAGUCAUCUCAACUUCACCAAAAAUAGAUGCCCACUAUUCCGAAGAUGAUAUAUCAAAAACGAAUAUAGAUUUCUUUUGUACUGUUUAUAACAAAAACUAUGUAAAUAUUCACAAUGUUUCAAAAAUACCGCUAAGAUUUGAAAAUUACUAUAAAGAUUUUCAAAUGAUUCAAGAUUUUAUCAAAACUCAUCAACUCAAUGUAAAGAAAAUUUCUACUCAUGACCCUCAGUUUUGCUACUUGACUUUUAAUAGU